This is a messenger RNA of Zea mays, 2488 nucleotides long. Its product is annotated as Poly(A)-specific ribonuclease PARN. The coding region runs from base 113 to 2098 and encodes 661 amino acids. The transcript is spliced from 7 exons. Gene Ontology annotation, molecular function: 3'-5'-RNA exonuclease activity; RNA binding. NCBI's taxonomy places the organism in Eukaryota, Viridiplantae, Streptophyta, Magnoliopsida, Poales, Poaceae. The record is from RefSeq and is a predicted model, not a curated record.
CAGCCCAAGUUUACACUCCAGAAGAUGGGCCCUAACCAUCAGACCAAAUCAAGCACAACCCACCGCCGCGUGCCUCCACCGCUCCGGUCUGUCUCCAGCAACGGCGGCGGCCAUGCAGGUGCCGGGCCGCCUCCGGCGCGUCCUCCGGGCGCCGCCACCCAGAAUCCUACUCUACCGCGCGAUCUCCUCCCCGCCGCCCGGUGGCGGCAGCGGGGUGGCGGUGAAGCAGGUGACGCGGGGGAACAUGGAGGAAGCCCUGGAGAAGCUGCGGGGACGCGUGCGGGAGGCCGCAUUCGUGGGGUUGGACCUGGAGAUGAGCGGCGUCACGAGCGCGCCCUGGAGAGACACCUUCGAGCUCGACCGCGCCGACGUGCGCUACCUCAAACUCCGCGACUCCGCGGAGCGGUUCGCCGCCCUACAGCUCGGCGUCUGCCCUUUCCGAUGGGACCCUGCCAAGUCCGCCUUCGUUGCCCAUCCGCAUAACUUCUUUAUCUUCCCUCGCAAGGAGCUCCCUAGUGAUUGUUCAUCUCAUGAGUUUCUUUGUCAGACAACUUCAAUCGAGUUCCUAGCAAAGUACCAGUUUGAUUUCAACACAUGCUUCCGUGAAGGAAUAUCUUAUCUAUCCAGAGCACAAGAGGAAGAAGCGCUACAGAAAUUUAACAUGUUGCAUCAUGGCCGAACAGUUACAUCUUCCACUAAUUCUGAAGAGGAUGGAGACAUGCCUUUAAAGAGUGCUUCUGAUAUUCUUUUCACGGAAAGGAUGAAAAUGAACUUCAAGGAAUGGCGUGAUGCGAUAGCCAGCAAGCCAAUGGUUGACAACCAUUUGUCAGGAAACAUUAAAUGUGGUUCAGGACAAUUCCAGACAGUUUUCUUCAAAAUGCGCCCUGCUAUUAUUCUUAAUGGAUUCUCAUCACAUCAAUUGAAGUUAAUUCAACAGGUUUUGAGAAAAAACUUUAGGGAUCUUAUUUUUGUCUGUACAUUUGGUGAGGAUGACACAUCUGAAAAGAAAGUAGUUUAUUCAGACACUGAUGAGGACAGAAUAUUAUUAAUGAAAGAUGUGCAGGAAGAUCUACUAAAAAACAGGGAAGAAAGAAUCAAAUCAGCAAUAGGAAUCCGCCAUGUCAUCGACCUUCUUUCAUCAGAAAGGAAAUUGAUUGUUGGGCAUAGUUGUUUCCUAGAUACCAGGCAUCUUAUGUCUGUCAAUCAAGCAGUUCAGAAACUGAUGAAGCACAAAAGCAAAUCACUAUCUUCAGCUUUCUUAUUGUUGUGCCCUGCAUCUUAUUCAUCUGUUGAGAAGCCAUCCAGUCAUUCUCCUGUGACAAUUGAAGUUGAAGGAGAUGAAACGAUGUCUUCUCGCUUCAUUUCUGGUGCCAAGCAUGAAGCUGGGUACGAUGCAUACAUGACUGGAUGCAUUUUUGCGCAGUUGUGUGCUUAUCUUGGCAUACAAUUUGAGCAGUUCUCACCUCUGGAUAACCUAGCAACGAACACUAAGCUGCAGAAACACAUCAAUUUUUUGUCCCCUAGCUGGAACAGUGGAACAGUGCUUGAUUUGAGCACUGGCAUGGAGACACCAGAUCCAGGUUAUACGAGAAGGUACCCUGCUGCUGUGUAUGAUAACAUUGUUGUCAUCUGGGGAUUCCUGUCUAAGGUUAGACCGAAGGAAAUUAAGGAUUGCAUCUGCAAAGUAUUUGGUUCAGGUUCAGUUACAACCGUCUUCUCAAUUGAUUCCACUGCUGCCCUUGUGCAGUUCAAGAAACAAGAGUCUGUAAACGAUUUCUUGGAUUUGAAGGCUGUUUUGGAGAGGGCAGAUAGUGCUAUCUCAAUUCUACACCCCCUGUCAACUAUAUUGGAAGGAGGCCAAACACGAGCUGCAAAGUAUGAUACCUACAGAGACAUAUGCAGCUCUUCUGAAUCAAAAUAUCUCUUUGCUGAUCAAGCUGAAGCAGUCUGUGCAACCUCAAAGAAUCAACUCAUAGAAAAUGUUGAUGGCAAUCUUAUAUCUGAUGUUCUUGAUGGAGUCGCACUCGCCUCUGUAACCGAGGAAGAUGGAAUAAUACCGAGUUCGAAGAAUCAAAACGUUGCUGAAGCUACAUGUUAGGAUAUAGCUUAGAUGCUCUAUACGAUGGCAAAACAUUGUUUGUGCAGACGAAUGUGAAGCUAAUUACUACUAUCGACCUUUUUCAGCAGGUUAUUGGCCUGGCCUUCUAUUUGAGGCUCACUGACUAGGCCAAUAUUUUGAUGGGUAUUCUUUUUACCAGUAUCUUUAGGCACAGUGCCAUCUCUAGCAUCCGCACGGUGCAAGCUCUGAACUACAGAGUAAAUCUAUACUUAUGCAGGGAAGCAUUCUUCUUGAUGCCAUUUACUAGGAUGAUCAAUGCAUUGUUACAUCAUCUAUCUUGGGUGUAGUAGCUGUGAACUUUUUAUUAAUGUAAUGACAAGAUAGAGUAAAAUAUGGCCAGUCCCUAAACUUGUUACGGGGCAUAUUUUA